Molecule: messenger RNA, 2097 nt
Organism: Trachemys scripta elegans
Lineage: Eukaryota; Metazoa; Chordata; Testudines; Emydidae
Product: zinc finger protein 239-like
Exons: 1
Biological process (GO): regulation of transcription by RNA polymerase II
Molecular function (GO): DNA-binding transcription factor activity, RNA polymerase II-specific; RNA polymerase II cis-regulatory region sequence-specific DNA binding
Source: RefSeq, a predicted model, not a curated record
GAAGAGGUGGGAGCACAUGGAGGAUUAUCGCGGAGAUCUAAAGGGAGCGCGUCCAGGCAUCGUGAGCAGGGAAAAGCUCGUGAGGGGCGGCACAGGCCGGAGCCGCAACCGGGAAACCAGCCGGGGCAGAAAGUGGGUAAAUCCACUGAUUGUCAGAGAACUCACAGGAACCUCAAAGCAAUCACAGCCCAGCAGCAAAUCCCCAGGGCAAAGAGAAAAAACCCAUGCACCGAGUGUGGGAAAAACUUCACUUACCGCUCAGACCUUCUUAUACACGAGAGAAUCCACAUGGGGGAGAGACCCUAUGAGUGCCCUGAGUGCGGGAAACGCUUCAAUCGCAGCUCAACCCUUAUCAGACACCAGAGACUCCACACGGGGCAGAGACCUUACAAAUGCCCCGAGUGCGGGAAACGCUUCCCUCAGCGCUCAGCCCUUGUUACCCACCAGAGGAUCCACACCGGGGAGACCCCCUAUACGUGCUCGGCGUGUGAGAAACGCUUCACUCAGAGCUCAAACCUCAUAGCCCACCAGAGGAUCCACACCGGGGAGCGAGCUUACAAAUGCCAUGACUGUGGGAAAAGCUUCACCAUCAGUUCAAACCUGAUCCGGCAUCAGAGAAUCCACACGGGAGAGACCCCCUACGGAUGCGCCGAGUGCGGGAAAAGCGUCACGGUGAGCUCACACCUUAUUCGACACCAGGGCACCCACACUGGCGAGAACCCUUAUAAAUGCGCCGACUGUGGGAGAAACUUCAAACAGAACUCCAACCUUUUGGCACAUCAGAGAAUUCACACGGGAGACAGACCCUAUAUGUGCACUGAGUGUGGGAAAUGCUUCACGCAGACCUCAGCCCUUAUUAAACACCAGAGAAUCCACAAUGGAGACUAACGGGACAAAGAUUUUGCUUCCUGCAGAGUGGCCUUGAAAGGGUGUUUGCACCAUUUGCUCACCGUGGGCUCUCAGGGGAGUCGCUUGCUUUUACAGCUUGGCCUUUGGUAAAUCCCAUGAUCCUUUCUAUCAAGUCUUUUGUCCUAUUAGUCAUGGGAGUGUGUCCCUCUCUUACCCGGAAUGUCUCCCGGUGGGGGAGACAGAGCUGAUCUCAGCUAGACACACUGAAAACAGAUCUAUCUUGGGGUGAGUCUGAGAGAUUCGCUCUUUCCCCAUCGCCGUCUGGCCCCCGCCCACCCCCUCACUCCAGCAGCAUUAGCUUCUGCCUGACCUACCCAGAGUUUGUCCUCCUUACAUACACAAAGUCAUUUUAUUUUUAAAAUGACUAACAAACAUAUAGUUUAGAGAAAUAAGAGCGGGGAGGCGAGCUCCACCAAUUGUUUAUCUCACUGCAAUUCAGGGUGCUGGCUCCCAAUGUUUAGUCACCGGAGUUCUUUUAUGUACCUUAGAGGAGACCAGGAUUAAGACCAAGCAAAAUCACCACAAUUAUUAACCAUGGCUAUUUUAUUAUUAAAAAAGGAAACAUCAAAAAAAGCAACACAAAUGACAGCAUACACAUGAUAAACUGAUUAUUUCUGUUACAAUCUCUUUUGUAUGCCUCUCCGUGGAGAGUUUUUAACCCUAUUAGAGUCGGCUCACCUUCACAGGGGUACUUUUCUCCAGGUACGUUGAGACCAAGGUAUAUUGUUUCUCAAAAUUAUGGAGAUUCCAUUCUCUGGUAUAUCCUUAGAUAACUACAGAUGUUUCUAAAUGGACAAAAUAAUUUGCUUUAAGGGCAGGCGUAUCCUGUUGGUUAUUAACGAAUAACCAGCCCGUUUAUAAUUGGGCAAAGUGACGAAUCUUAACUAGAUCCUAUGAAAAUGAAGAAAAUAUUCAGAUCUGUUCAUUAGAAGAAGCCAUUUAAGGACCUAUAUUCAAACAGGCCAAUUACAAAUAUCAAGAAUUUUAAAUUCAAUUAAGUCCUGCUAUUUCUCUGUUUAACAAUGUUUAGCCCUUUUCACAUCUCCAGUAAGUCAUGGUCUGACCACUUGAGAAACUGUUCGUAUUUUAAGUGACAACACCACUUUUAAAUUCCAAUAAAAUCACAACACGCGUUCAAAUCUAAACCCCUGGAGUUGUCCCAGUUCUGGUCUAUUCAACAAACGUAUG